Molecule: messenger RNA, 1404 nt
Organism: Umbelopsis ramanniana AG
Lineage: Eukaryota; Fungi; Mucoromycota; Umbelopsidomycetes; Umbelopsidales; Umbelopsidaceae
Exons: 3
Coding region: 144-1238 (364 amino acids)
Biological process (GO): regulation of transcription by RNA polymerase II
Molecular function (GO): DNA-binding transcription factor activity, RNA polymerase II-specific; RNA polymerase II cis-regulatory region sequence-specific DNA binding
Source: RefSeq, a predicted model, not a curated record
GGUGACUCAGCUUUUUGCUCACUUCACGCCAAUCAUACAGUUCUACUGCACUGGAUCCAAUCCUUUACCAGUCAGAUAAUCAGGAACAACAGGGACACCAUAGCAACUUCCUUGAAUCGGCAUCUUAAUAGAAGUACCACUAAAUGACGGAUGACUCUGGAUCCGCAGCAAGCAGCAUGAAAUCGGCAAGUCGCAGUGAUGCAUCUAGAAAACCAAAGCUGUUUCGAUGUACAGGGUUUGGAAAUUGUGACAUGGUGUUUACGCGAAGCGAGCACCUUGCUCGUCAUGCGAGAAAACACACUGGAGAGAAACCAUUCCAAUGUGUUGUGCCUGGAUGCGGUAGAAUGUUCAGUCGCUUCGAUAACAUGAUGCAACACACGCAAACUCAUAGUAACGGAAAGGCUGUACGUCGAAAUAAACCCAAAAGCAAAAAAAGUAGCACCAAAAGAGACUCUACCAGCAGCAACAGCACCGCCUCUAGUUUGCAUAAGCGCAGUAUUUCACGAUCCUCAUUGAAUUCUUCUCCUGAAAUGUCAUCUGACGACUCUGAAUAUAUGCCGUACAAGCGACAAAGGGCUGAUUCCGCUCCCCGUCGAGAGAGUGGCGGUACGCAACGCUCACGUUCUUCUAUGGAUGAAAUUGCCAACUGCCUCCCUCCUCCGUCCUACAUAACACACGAAACCAUUCCGCCUGUUGAACGUCUUAUCGGUUCAUGGAAAUCAAGAACGGAAUAUGAUGUUACUCCAUCACCAACUCUUGCACCAUUGUCACCGCCAUUGUCAAACGAGUCACCGAUAGGGUACAUUGCUUUGCGUUCCUGGAAAUUACCAGUUGGUUCUUGGCGUAGGAAGUCCAUUAGUGACCAUCACCGACCACUAUCCCCGCUCUCACCCAAUGAUACCGACUUUGGUAUCUUACCCAAGUUGGCUACCUAUCUUGUAAAAAAUCCAGACAAAACACCUGAAAGUUUCUAUAGACGGCAUCAUUCUUAUGAUUCUGCACUUUCUAAACUUGAGUAUCAGAAACAGCGAAAUGCAAAUCAAACGAGACGGUUAUCGGUAGCUGAUUUGUGCAACCCAAUUGAGUCUCUUUGCCAAGACAUAGAGAGCAGCAAUCAGGAAUCUGAAGAGAGGACCAUUACUCUGACAGAGGAUGAGUUUGAAGCGCUUCAAGGAAUUGGUCGUUUCAGAGUUGGAAUGGUCAGUCAAGAACGUCAUUCUAUAAAUUCAAUGGUCUAAAAAGUUUAGUCAGAAUACUCUAUAUUGUAAUAACACUCAUCAUGAAUUCUCCCACUUUAAAUACUGCAUAUUGAUCAUAGUAAAAUAAAAAUUAAUACAUUUUGAUGUAGCAGAACAAAGCGUUUGCUUUUACUAAUUGGGAGAUCUAUUGAAUAUUCCAGAUGCC